AAUGAAAAAUGCAACGACGCAACAAGUUGUAAUCUAAAUCGACUCUGUGGUGGGGAACUGGGGAACUCGCACCGUUUUGAGCUGCACCCAAGGCCCGAAGGGUCGGAGUCGGAGAGUCUCGCGUCCGCGCGAUGUGACCGGGAGCUCCUUGUGAAAAGGGCGCCAAAAGAAACAUUAGAUGAAGUUGACCCAUACAUUGAUCAAUUUCAAAAGGCUGGUUUGGAUGCUGAAGGACUGGAUGUACUUUCUUUUCAAUUCAUAAAUCAGCACAUUUUGCGUGAGAAAGUUCUUCAUCCUGAAAAUCUGGGUGGUUUUAUUUUUACGAGCCCUAGAGGUGUCGUAUCUGUUGCCCAGUGCUUUGAGGGUGAUGAUAUUGACUCACAGGCAUGGUCUGUUUUACCCUCAUAUGUGGUUGGGGAAGGUACAGCUAAAGUUUUGUGGGAAAAAUUGGCAUUGCCAAGCGUUGGACAUGAAUCUGGCAGUGCUGUUGAAUUAGCUGAUUAUAUUUGCAGUGUUCAUAAAGACAAAACAUCAAAGCCUUUGCUUUUCCCCAGCGCUGAACUUAAGCGCAACACAUUGUUAGAUUCUUUGACCAAUACUGGAAUUGCUGUUGACUGUGUAACAGCUUAUAAGACUGUUCCUCAUCCACAGUUAAGUAGCCUCUUAAAGGAUAAAUUUGAAAGAAGUUUUCCAAAACCUGACUGCUUAGUGUUUUUUAGUCCUUCAGGAGUAAAUGCCACUUUGAUUGCUCUUCAAGAUAUCAGUGUCAACCUUGAAAUUUUAAAAAUGGUAGCUAUUGGGCCAACCACUGAAGCAGCAAUUAAAGAGCAUGGACUUUCUGUCUUUGCUACAGCAAAAAAGCCAUCUCCUGCAGGAUUACUUGAAGCCAUUAAUAAUGCAAGAUUAGGCUCACAUCACUUUACAACUAACUAAUGUGGUGAUCUGCCUAUUAUUGUGUGAAUUGAAAGUGAUCCAGAUUUCUUUGGAUAGGUGCUGCAGUCUUCUCCUUUGGUCCUGGAGUAAGUUUGAAAUUCAUGAGAUUGAGCAGCUUAAUUAGGGAAAAAAAGUGCUACCAGUAUCCCCAACAAUGUAGAAAUUUAAACUACAGCAUCAAAAUCACGUCCAGUGAGUGUGCUACUACAGCAAAAAGUUAACAUGUAAAAUUCUUUUAACCAAACACGAUUGAAUAAAAAACUUUUCUGCAAA
Messenger RNA from Frankliniella occidentalis (western flower thrips), 1206 nucleotides. Its product is annotated as uroporphyrinogen-III synthase-like. The annotation marks the transcript as partial. The record is from RefSeq and is a predicted model, not a curated record. The transcript is spliced from 6 exons. Gene Ontology annotation, molecular function: uroporphyrinogen-III synthase activity. Gene Ontology annotation, biological process: uroporphyrinogen III biosynthetic process. Lineage: Eukaryota; Metazoa; Arthropoda; Insecta; Thysanoptera; Thripidae.